Messenger RNA from Mauremys reevesii (Reeves's turtle), 2233 nucleotides. RefSeq names its product hydroxysteroid dehydrogenase like 1 (gene HSDL1). Gene Ontology annotation, molecular function: oxidoreductase activity. The coding region runs from base 296 to 1294 and encodes 332 amino acids. Lineage: Eukaryota; Metazoa; Chordata; Testudines; Geoemydidae. The transcript has 6 exons. The record is from RefSeq and is a predicted model, not a curated record.
CCUGUGUGCUGACUCCACAGCUCCCAUUGGCUGGGAACUGCAACCAAUUUGAGCUGUGGGGGUGGUGCCUAUGAGCAUAGACAGUGUGUGGAAGACCCCCUGCUCCCCCCAACCUAGGAGCCGUUGCCAAAGGGACAUGUCAGCCUCUUCCAGGAGCGGCGCAGGGCCAGGGUAGGCAGGGAGCCUGCCUUAGCUCUGCUGCGCAGCCAACCAGGAGCCUCCUGAGGGAUUGAGAUGCUCUUCCCACUUCAUAAAUUACUUCCACACUCAUGGAUGAAAAUGAUUUCUGAUUGCCAUGGCUGCAGUUGACAGUUUCUACCUCUUGUACAGGGAGAUCGGUCGUUCCUGCAGUUGUUAUAUGGAGGCACUGGCUUUAGUUGGAGCCUGGUAUAUGGCCAGAAAAUGCUUCACUCUUGUGUGUGAUUCUUACAGCUUGAUCAGGUUGCAUUUCAUCCCCAAGCUGGUGAGCAGGGCUGAUUUUGUCAAGCAGUAUGGAAGAUGGGCUGUAGUCACUGGUAGCACAGCUGGCGUCGGAAAAGCUUAUGCUGAAGAACUGGCAAACCGUGGUAUCAACAUUAUCUUAAUCAGCCGGAGCAAAAAGAAGCUGGAGGCCGUAGCUAAAGAGAUAGCCGAAACCUAUAAAGUUGAAACUGCUGUUAUAGUAGCAGAUUUCAGCAAAGGUCGUGAGAUUUACUCUUCCAUUAAGGAAGCCCUCAGAGACAAAGACAUUGGGAUUUUGGUGAAUAACGUAGGAGUGUUUUAUACCUACCCGGAAUAUUUUACCAGGUUGUCUGAGGACAAACUAUGGGAAAUUGUCAAUGUAAAUAUUGCUGCUGCUAACAUGAUGGUGCAUAUAGUGCUGCCAGGGAUGGUACAGAGGAAAAGAGGUGCGAUUGUGAAUGUUUCUUCUGGAUCCUGCUGCAAACCCACACCACAGAUGGCAGCAUAUUCAGCCUCCAAGGCCUACUUGGACCACUUCAGUAGAGCACUACAUUACGAAUAUGCUUCAAAAGGAAUCUUUGUUCAGAGUUUAAUCCCAUUAUACAUCUCCACAAACAUGACACAAUUUGGUGAUCGCAUUCUGUCAAACAAGGUUUUUUUUAUGCCGUCAGCUAAAGUAUAUGCACAUCAUGCUGUUUCCACCCUUGGGAUAUCCAGAAGGACUACAGGAUACUGGAUCCAUUCUAUUCAGUUUCUGCUUGUACAAUAUAUGCCAGAAUGGUUCUGGGUUUGGGGAAUGCAGAUUCUCAACAGUGCUCUACGUCGGGAAGCCGUAUCCCAUGGAAUAUAUUAGGAAUAUCAUCUAGGAAAUAGCCAAUGUGCUAAACUACUGCACUAGCCUACUUUGAGCAUUGGAAGAACUCUCUUUAAAAAACCAAACAGUUUGCUAAUAUGUUUUCAUCAUAAACAAUAUACGAAUAUAGUUACCAGAGAAGCCUGGAUCCUGCCCCUCUUUUGUACUGCUGGGCCCAGAGCAACAGCUGAGCAGGACAUAACUGAUUUUUGUCGAGUACAGUUCAGAUAGUUAAAUCUCUGAGUUUCUCAUGCAAUUGAAUGAGAGUGGGCGGUGUGCUGAUCCUGCAUGGAAUUGACUUGCCAUGGAAAUCCUAGUAAUAUGAAUGGGAAUUUAGAUAGCCCGGUGUUUUGCAUGAUUGGGCACUGGAAGAAUUGAAGGGGAUCCCUAAUCAUGUUGUGUUAUAAAGACAAUCUCAGAUUUUAAAUGAACUAAAUCUCUUUACAGUGGACUAUCUUGUGUUGAUUUUCCAAUCUUGUCAUUGCAGAUGUUAUGUUGAAAAAUGUAUACGGUUACUUUUCAAAACUGGGAGAAAGGUAGAAUGCAUUUAAGCCUUUUUAGUUAGUUAAUUCUUUUGUUUGUGUGUGUUCUGAUAGAGCAGCAAUAAAGUUCAAAUAAAAAUGUUUGCUUGCUUUCCUAUACCAAGUUUGAAAGGUUUUGAUCCAAUUUUCAAGUGGAUACUCCAUUAAUAAUCUGUGACGUCUAAAGAAUUUAAUCAGAUACUUAAACUAUUUUAAAAAGUCCAUGAUUUAAGGUGGAGUCUUUUGAUCUUUUAAAAAUAUAUUUAGGUCUUCUUUCUUCUGUAAGUGAAAACUAUUUAAUUUUGUAACAUUUGCUUUUAUGUUGCUAGUAGUGUAGCAUUUUUUACUACUUUCUGCCUACCUUGUACCAUAUACUAUGGUGUAAAUACCACAAAAACUAAAUUUUCUGGGAGUCAAA